CAGGGUUUCGGGUCUCGCUAGGCCGGUGAGAAGGGAAGCCUAGGGGCCUGGGAUCUCGGUCCAGGGUAGGAUUCCCUGCUUUGAGGGAACCGGGAUGAAUGUCUACGGACUGCGCUGUAGGAAAAGGAGGCUGGAGGCCUGACAUCCUGGGUUCCAGACCAGCCACGAUGCCUACCUCUGUGCUUCGCGGGGCCCCUUUCUUUCUCCUACCACCCCUACUGAUGCUGUCCGCUGUGCUGGCUGUGCCCCUGGACCGCGCGGCACCCCAUCCGGAGGAAAACCAGGCCACCGAGAGCCCGGACACAGGCCUGUACUACCACCGGUACCUCCAGGAGGUUAUUAAUGUGCUGGAGACAGACGGGCAUUUCCGGGAGAAGCUGCAAGCUGCCAACGCCGAGGACAUCAAGAGUGGAAAGCUGAGCCGGGAGCUAGACUUCGUCAGCCACCACGUGCGCACCAAGCUGGACGAGCUCAAGCGGCAGGAGGUGUCUAGGCUGCGGAUGCUACUCAAGGCCAAGAUGGAUGCACAGCAGGAACCCAACUUGCAGGUGGACCACCUGAACCUCCUCAAGCAGUUUGAACACCUGGACCCUCAGAACCAGCACACAUUUGAGGCUCGGGACCUGGAGCUGCUGAUCCAGACGGCCACCCGAGACCUCGCCCAGUAUGACGCUGCCCAUCAUGAAGAAUUCAAACGCUAUGAGAUGCUCAAGGAACAUGAGAGAAGGCGUUACCUGGAGUCUCUGGGAGAGGAGCAGCGGAAGGAGGCAGAGAGGAAGCUACAAGAGCAACAGCGCAGACACCGAGAACACCCCAAAGUCAAUGUCCCAGGCAGCCAAGCCCAGUUGAAGGAGGUAUGGGAGGAGCUAGAUGGAUUGGACCCCAACAGAUUCAACCCCAAGACCUUCUUCAUACUGCAUGACAUCAACAGCGAUGGUGUCCUAGAUGAGCAAGAACUGGAAGCUCUCUUUACCAAGGAGCUGGAGAAGGUUUAUGACCCGAAGAACGAGGAGGAUGACAUGAGAGAGAUGGAGGAGGAGCGGCUGCGUAUGAGGGAGCACGUGAUGAAGAACGUGGACACCAACCAGGACCGUCUUGUGACUCUGGAGGAGUUCCUAGCAUCUACCCAGAGGAAGGAGUUUGGGGACACCGGGGAAGGAUGGAAGACAGUGGAAAUGUAUCCGGCCUACACAGAGGAGGAGCUGAGGCGUUUUGAGGAGGAGCUUGCUGCCAGGGAGGCUGAGCUGAAUGCCAAGGCCCAGCGCCUCAGCCAGGAGACAGAGGCUCUGGGGCGCUCCCAGGACCGCCUAGAGGCUCAGAAGAGAGAGCUGCAGCAGGCUGUCCUACAGAUGGAACAAAGGAAGCAACAACAGCAAGAACAGAAUGCUCCCCCUUCCAAACCCGAGGGACAGCUGCAGUUCCGUGCAGACGCAGACGAUGUCCCUGUCCCAGCUCCAGCAGGUGACCAGAAAGAUGUGGCUGCUCCUGAAAAGAAGGCCGCAGAGCAGCCCCCCGAGCUGCCCCAGCCAGAUUCCCAGCACUUAUGAUCUCUCGCUGACCCCAGCCCUCAAGUUCCUACAGUGUUGGAAGCCUGAUGAAGUGUCCUUGCAGCCUCUCCGGAGGCCUGAGCUGGCAUGGCUUCCUGGGGAGGAGAACAGGGCUAUCAUGUUCCUCAGACGCGCCUCUGCCCGUCUGUCACUCUCAGCUCAGCUCUCAUAGCCUCCAGGUCCUGGUUCCUUCCUUCUGUCUCCUGGCUUUUCUUUAUUCUGUCAGGGACUCGCUGCAGGAGCUGAAGUUAAGAGAGACCCUCACCUGGACCUGCCCCAGACCCGCCUUCCUUCCUGGCUUGCUCUUAGCUGUUCCAGGCUCCGCCACUUUGCGUCCCAUGUCUAGUGCCAGAGGACCACAGGACCUUGGCCUGGUCCCUUGGACUCUGCCUUCUGUGGGGCCGGUGAUCUCAGUUCCUUUCAGUGGCUGGAGGCUUGGGAAAUGGGGUGUCCUUCAAGUAACUCUCAGCUCUGCCUGGACCCCUGGCUUCCAUUGGCACCUCACCAGCCUUACCCUGACCUCUUGGCCCCAGAAGGUACCCAGAUAUAGCUACAUCCUUAGCUGAGAUCCAGCUGCCCUCAGCCCCUGUGGGGGCUCCUGAAGUCGGCACGCCCACGUCCCUGGCUUCAUGCCACCCUGCUGUGUCCUACUCCAUGCCUAGUUCCACUCAAAUAGAGCGCGGCCCAAAUCAACAUUGGCGUGUUUGUGUGCGCAUACUGCCCUCUUGGGCGUCCCACCUGCAUGCCCCUCUUCACUCCUCCGUGUUCUAUUUAAACUUCACCUCUGAGAAGA
This is a messenger RNA of Chionomys nivalis (European snow vole), 2340 nucleotides long. It is a transcript of the gene Nucb1, whose product is annotated as nucleobindin 1. The record is from RefSeq and is a predicted model, not a curated record. Gene Ontology annotation, cellular component: extracellular exosome; endoplasmic reticulum-Golgi intermediate compartment. The transcript has 13 exons. NCBI's taxonomy places the organism in Eukaryota, Metazoa, Chordata, Mammalia, Rodentia, Cricetidae. Gene Ontology annotation, molecular function: calcium ion binding. The coding region runs from base 99 to 1547 and encodes 482 amino acids.